CCCCCUCCCCGCUCGGCGUCGUCGCUGUCGCGGCCCGGGGGAAGGCUGGAGGCCCGUCCUCGCGCUCUCCCUCCGGGUCUGGGCUGCAGCGGCGCGGCGGCGGCGGCGGCGGCGCUGUCCAGAGGCUGCGGGGCGCGCCCCUCCCCCGCCUGCGCUGCCCCCGCUCCUCCUGCUCCUCGUCUUCGCCCGGCUCGGUGAGCCGCGAGCGGCAAGAUGGCGGCGCCCAGGCCGCCGCCCGCCCGGCUGUCCGGCGUCAUGGUGCCCGCGCCCAUCCAGGACCUGGAGGCCCUCCGCGCGCUGACGGCGCUCUUCAAAGAGCAGCGGAACCGAGAAACCGCACCCAGGACUAUCUUCCAAAGAGUCCUGGACAUCUUGAAGAAAUCUUCCCAUGCUGUUGAGCUGGCCUGCAGAGAUCCAUCCCAGGUGGAGCAUCUGGCCUCCAGCCUGCAGCUAAUAACAGAAUGCUUCAGGUGUCUUCGAAAUGCUUGUAUCGAGUGUUCCGUGAACCAGAAUUCCAUCAGGAACUUGGAUACAAUUGGCGUCGCUGUUGAUCUGAUUCUUCUUUUUCGUGAACUGCGGGUUGAACAGGAAUCCCUGUUGACAGCUUUUCGCUGUGGCCUGCAGUUUCUAGGCAACAUUGCCUCACGGAAUGAAGAUUCCCAGUCUAUUGUUUGGGUGCAUGCUUUCCCAGAACUCUUUUUGUCUUGCUUAAAUCAUCCAGACAAAAAAAUUGUUGCCUACUCGUCAAUGAUUUUGUUCACAUCCCUGAAUUCUGAAAGAAUGAAAGAACUGGAAGAAAAUUUGAACAUUGCCAUAGAUGUCAUCGAAGCUCACCAAAAGCAGCCUGAAUCAGAAUGGCCGUUCUUGAUUAUUACAGACCACUUUCUGAAGAGCCCGGAAUUGGUGAAAGCGAUGUAUGCCAAAAUGAGCAAUCAAGAAAGAGUUACAUUGCUAGACCUCAUAAUUGCAAAAUUAGUGGGGGAUGAGCCACUGACCAAGGAUGACAUCCCUGUGUUUUUGAGCCAUGCUGAGCUGAUUGCAAGCACUUUUGUGGAUCAGUGCAAGAUGGUGCUCAAAUUGACCUCCGAGCAGCAUGCAGACGAUGAGGAGGCAUUGGCCACAAUUCGGCUUCUUGAUGUCUUGUGUGAAAUGACCGCUAAUACUGAUCUGCUCACCUAUCUGCAGGUUUUUCCUGGCUUGCUGGAAAGAGUGAUUGACCUUUUACGACUGAUUCAUGUAGCUGGCAAUGACACCGCAAACAUCUUCAGUAGCGGUGGCUGCGUAAGAGCAGAGGGUGACAUCUCAAAUAUGGCUGAGGGCUUUAAGUCUCAUCUCAUCCGUCUGAUCGGAAAUCUGUGUUACAAGAAUAAAGACAACCAAGACAAGGUCAGCGAGCUGGACGGCAUUCCCUUGAUCCUGGACAGCUGCAGCGUCGACGACAGUAACCCCUUUCUGACCCAGUGGGUGGUGUACGCCAUCCGCAACCUUACUGAAGACAAUAGUCAGAACCAAGAUCUGAUUGCGAAGAUGGAGGAACAGGGACUGGCGGACGCAUCCCUCCUUAAAAAGAUGGGCUUUGAAGUUGAGAAGAGGGGUGACAAGCUGAUUCUGAAACCUACUAGUGACCCACCUCCGCUGUGAAUGAACUCUCCAUUGAAAUAUCUGAAUUUUUGGAAUCUGUUUCCUGGAUUUUUCGUCUUCUGCAGUAUGUGAAAUUGCAAGUGUUUGAAGAUUUAUUAAGUGCAAAUUCAGGAACACACGAAUCCUUUAGAUAAUAGAGUUUAAUGUGGAUAAGCUCGAAAGUGAAAGUACAUGAGUAUUCUGUUGUUUCUUUGCUUUAGAAACUGUCUGGUUUGCCUUUGUCCCCAUGGAUACAGUGUGCAUUUAAGUAAUAUAUUGUACUUACUGUGGCAACAGAUAAUAAAUUCUUCUCCUCAAGGGUGCAUCCCUUAUUUGGCAAAGA
Messenger RNA from Callorhinus ursinus (northern fur seal), 1963 nucleotides. The record is from RefSeq and is a predicted model, not a curated record. NCBI's taxonomy places the organism in Eukaryota, Metazoa, Chordata, Mammalia, Carnivora, Otariidae.